Molecule: messenger RNA, 1163 nt
Organism: Rhipicephalus sanguineus (brown dog tick)
Lineage: Eukaryota; Metazoa; Arthropoda; Arachnida; Ixodida; Ixodidae
Exons: 3
Coding region: 261-1163 (300 amino acids)
Source: RefSeq, a predicted model, not a curated record
CGUUGUACCCUUAUUUUCAGCUUUUCAGCCGUGGAACAGCCAUAGGCUUGGAAUUUUACAGGAACCAGGGGCUCCCAGGACUGGAAAACAGCGAAGGCACCGAAGUUUUCACUAAGGAGCUGAACGACUUGUUUGACGUUCUCAAUGCAAAGCUGCCGAAAGAAGGAAUCAGGCCUGGGUCAUCGAAACAAAAGAUCAUUGAUGCCUUCUUGGUUACCCUGGACCAAACAGAAGAAAGAUUCUUCAGAACACGAGAAACCAUGUUUGCCUCAGCACAGACAAUUCAGUCACUCCGUGUAUCACUGAUGUCGAUGCAAGACAUCCUUUCAAGCCUUUUCAGCGAAGGUGUCAGCUACGUGCUAACCAGCAAGUUGAAUCAAGACCCACUGGAGAGGUUCUUCGGCAACAUCCGUUCAUUUGGAGGACAUGAAGAUCACCCCACCAUAGUGAACUUCUCCUACAUCUUUCGGCUCUUGACCAUCUAUGCCCCAAUGAAAGCAGCAAUCAAAGGCAAUGUAGAAGCCCAGGAGGAUAUCCUGCCAGUUCUUUCAGGUGUGCUCGAGGCUGGUGUCAAAGACAAUGAGUGCCACAAAGAAAAGCUCCACGCACGCUUAGAGAAAAAGCUUGAAGAGCUCUGCUUUGAUCUGCAAGACACGAGCACAAUGGCUGCGCUUCCCAGCACAAGCAAGGACCACCCAUACAGCAAGGCAACUGCAGAAGACUGUGUAGUAUAUUAUCUUGCUGGCUACAUUGUGCACAAAAUCUCAAAGAAAAAAGGCUGUUUAAACUGCUUAGCUGACAUUCAAACUGACGCUCCACAUAUGCCGGCAGCAUGGGUAACAUUUGCUAGGUCAUUUAAAGAAAUGAGCCUGAAGCACCCCACAGAGAAGAUGUUCCUGUCACUGAGAAGCAUAGAAAGCACUGUCUCAAGCGCACUUAACCGCUUUCAACUGUGCAGUGACAUUUUUUGGGAACUUCUCGAUGCUCUAGAGUUAACAAAGUUUCCAAAACUCGGGUGUGCAGAACACAAGGACAACUUUACAGCAACCGUGCUUAGGACAUACACAAUGCUACGAAUGCAUUUUUUUGCUAGAGACAUGUCAAAGAAGCUGAGCAAGUCAGUAGAGACUGCGCAUGCACGCAAAAGAGCAAAGCUCAUGUAA